This is a messenger RNA of Monomorium pharaonis (pharaoh ant), 3014 nucleotides long. It is a transcript of the gene noc, whose product is annotated as zinc finger protein Noc. The record is from RefSeq and is a predicted model, not a curated record. Gene Ontology annotation, cellular component: nucleus. NCBI's taxonomy places the organism in Eukaryota, Metazoa, Arthropoda, Insecta, Hymenoptera, Formicidae. The transcript has 2 exons. Gene Ontology annotation, biological process: negative regulation of DNA-templated transcription. Bases 295 to 1815 code for a protein of 506 amino acids.
GCACUCGGCUCGCAGGACGGAGUGAACUGCUCGUGUGAGCAGUCAUUAUUUUCCUGGAUUUCGUAGUGUACGCGUCGCCCAUUGCGCGAGGAUACGUGGCCGCGCGAGGUGAUCGAUUCCCGACGGAGGCGCAGUCUGACCCGCCGUGCCCGUGAAUCACUCGUUUUGGUCCUCCUCGUCGGUCGGGCCCGACGCGAUCCAGUUCCGCACACGCAUAUACACGCACAGUGUCUGUGUACAAAUAUUCAUUGUUGGUUUAUAAAAGUGCAGUGCGAUUAAUUAGUGGAAAACCAAAUGGUUGUGCUCGAAGAAGGCAGUAUGCUGACUACUGGACACAAUCAGUAUUUACAACCGGAUUACCUUUCGCCGCUUUCAGCUCCGUUGGACGCGAAAAAAAGUCCGCUGGCGUUAUUAGCGCAAACAUGCAGCCAGAUCGGGGCGGAUUCACCCACGAAACCGCUGAUCUCGCCUCUGGAGAAGAGCUCAAAGGGAAUGAGUCUCGCGACGAACGCGAAAUCGCCGCCGGCCGCGAAAUUGGAGCGCAACACCCGCGGCAGUCCGACGGACGGCAAGUCGCUGGCAUUCAAGCCGUACGAGACUAACGUCGUGACGAAGAAGACCUCGGACGAGGGUAGACCGACCUCUAAAGCCAGUGUACAUAGUGCCAGUGGUCAGGAUAGUGUCAGUGUCAGUGAUUGCACGCAUCUCGACAAAAAAUCGUCCGCCGGUAAUCGUACGCCGGUGAGUCGAAAGUCCGCGUCGCCGAGCAGCCAAGCGACGGCAACGACGACCAGCAGCGGCACGCCGUCGGUCGAUCGGAAGACUCCGGCGGACCGCGAGAAGACCGACAGUUCACCACGGAGCGGCAACAGCAGCAGCAGCAGCAGCAGCAGUAACAACAACAAUAACAAUGGCGCCAGUCCAAUCAUCAGAUCGGGAAUGGAGAUUCUGUCGGGGGCGCACACAAAGGACGCGAAUCUGGCAUACAAAACGGGUCUUCCAGGAUUCGCUGGCAAUCCGCUGUGCUGUCCACCGGGUCUCGCCGAGAAUCCGGCGUUCAGGCCGCCGUUCGCGGGCGCGUCGCCCUUCUCGCAUCACGCGGCGGCGCUGCUGUCCGUCGGCUAUCCGUCGGCGGGCCCAACCAGCGGCAACCCCUACUUGAGUUACGCUCGCGUCAAGACUCCCGCUGGCGGUGAGGCCCUGGUGCCGGUCUGCAAGGAUCCCUUCUGCACUGGCUGCCAGUACAGUAUGCACAACGCCCAGAUCAUGAUGGGCGCGGGCAGCUGUCCGAGCGGCUGCACGCAGUGCGACCAUCAGAAGUACGGGCUGGCGAUGGCGUUGUCGUCCCUGGGCCCGAUGCCGCCACCGUCGCUUUCCUAUCCGUCCACGCUGGCCGCCAGCGGCCGGAUACCCUUCGUCUGCAACUGGAUCGUCGGCGAGUCAUACUGCGGCAAGCGAUUCGCCACGUCGGACGAGCUGCUCCAGCAUCUACGCAGCCACACGAGCAUGACCGGAGGCGAUCCCGCGGCGGCGGCGGCAGCGGCGGCCUCCGCGGCCGCGCUUCUCGGCAAUCCGCAUCCGCAUCCGCUGCUGUCGCCCUCGACGAGCCUUCACCGCGCCGCCAGCGGCGGCUCUUACCCGGCGCCGUCGUUGAGCCCGCUCGGCGCUCGAUAUCAUCCGUAUGGCAAGCCGCCGACGGGUCCUCUACCAGCCUCGCUCGCCGCCUCGCCGUACAGCGCUUUCAACGCCUUAGGACCUUAUUACUCGCCGUACGCGGUUUACGGCCAGCGAAUCGGCGCUGCCGUGCAUCCCUAAGAUGGAUUUAUUAUCGCGGGAAGGGCAGGGCAGGGAGGGUGAGAGACAGGGGGGAUGAUACGUAAGGAUCUUUCGGACGAGCCCUCCUCUCGUCCUCCCUCCCUCUCUCUUUCUCCUUUGUCUCUUUCAUUUUCUCUCAGUGUAUGUACAAUCGGAGAAUGUGCAAAAAUUAUGAUACGCGGAACAAGUAUCUGCUAUCCGAGACUGUUGUGUAAAUAGCCACUGUGUAUAAUACAGAUUUAUUUAAAAGAAUUCUAUAUAUGUAUAUAUAAAUAUAAAUAUAUGUGUACAUUGAAGAUUAUGAUUAAAGUUUAUGAAACAACUUGACAGUGUUAACGUUGCAUCGCGAGACCAUUCUCUCGCGGAACUUCUAUGAUACCAGUAAUACGCAUCUCUAUUAAAAUCCGGUUACCAUGUAGGGGGAAGGAUUACAUGCCAGCUGUAAGUUUAACAUUGUCGCAACUGUCGGUCACACGGACGAAAGCCUCGCGCCUACGCGGGAUUCAAGAGCUACGGGCGACUACUCCUGACUAUACGUCCGAAUCGCGUGCCGUUUUCAGUUCUUCGUUACAUGUCGUCCUUGCGUUUUAUUCGUACAGGCGAUUCGUUAUUCGGCGAAGAUAACACUGUGCGUACUACUGUAUGUUUCCCGACGCUCCGCAAACGCGAGUCUUUCGUACUAAAUGCGUUCGAUAGCGCGCGGCACCACAGACGGACGGUCGCGCGAUAAUUCUAUGUCCAUGAUAUAACUGUGAUAUUACGCUACUCUCUUCAAGGAAAACGAGAAAGGGAUUAUUAUUAUUAACGAACGUGUCUAUGAUAUAUCUCCGAGAGAAAACACAAACACGUUGUAAUUUAUUAUCGUUAGAUAUGUAAGGAAGAUGCCGAAUGCCGUUGCAAAAGGAAAAACGAAAAUAAUAUUAACGAAGAGAAUCUGUUUUAUUCUAUUUGUUUUUUUUUUUUUUUUUUUUUCAAAAUUCAGUAAUUCGUGCUGGGAUGAUUUUUGAUCAGGGUAUAUCCGGGAGCGUAUCGGAUCGUAUCGUCUGACAUCACGUCGUCUCACGUUGUCGAAUCGAAUAUUCUAAUAAAAGAAGAGCAACAUAUGGUGUGCGAUACGUCUUAUCCGCAUUGUAAAUAUCUCUUGUAAAUAUCGUUGAGUUUCCAUACCGCUUUAAUAAAAAACAAUGUUUGUAGAAUUA